GGCUGUCCUCUCCCGCCGCGGCCGGGCGCCCCGGCCUCGCCGCCGCCGCCUUCCCCGGCUUCCUCCCCGGUCACCCCCGGCCCCUGCCCAUCGCCUCGGGGGCGUCGCGCCCAGAGCCCAGCUUCGUGUGGGAAGCGGAGUGUAGUUUGCGGGCUUCAAUCCACUUCCUUCUGCCGAUUGUUUUCCCGUAGCAGACGGUGCCAGCACCAGCAGACGUUUUUGAAUCAACUGAGAGAAAUUACGGGGAUUAAUGACACCCAGAUACUACAGCAAGCCUUGAAGGAUAGUAAUGGAAACUUGGAAUUAGCAGUGGCUUUCCUUACUGCUAAGAAUGCUAAGACCCCUCAGCAGGAGGAGACAACUUACUACCAAACAGCACUUCCUGGCAAUGAUAGAUACAUCAGUGUGGGAAGCCAAGCAGAUACAAAUGUGAUUGAUCUCACUGGAGAUGAUAAAGAUGAUCUUCAGAGAGCAAUUGCCUUGAGUUUGGCCGAAUCAAACAGGGCAUUCAGGGAGACUGGAAUAACUGAUGAGGAACAAGCCAUUAGCAGAGUUCUUGAAGCCAGCAUAGCAGAGAAUAAAGCAUGUUUGAAGAGGACACCUACAGAAGUUUGGAGGGAUUCUCGAAACCCUUAUGAUAGAAAAAGACAGGACAAAGCUCCCGUUGGGCUAAAGAAUGUUGGCAAUACUUGUUGGUUUAGUGCUGUUAUUCAGUCAUUAUUUAAUCUUUUGGAAUUUAGAAGAUUAGUUCUGAAUUACAAGCCUCCAUCAAAUGCUCAAGAUUUACCCCGAAACCAAAAGGAACAUCGGAAUUUGCCUUUUAUGCAUGAGCUGAGGUAUCUAUUUGCACUUCUUGUUGGUACCAAAAGGAAGUAUGUUGAUCCAUCAAGAGCCGUUGAAAUUCUUAAGGAUGCUUUCAAAUCAAAUGACUCACAGCAGCAAGAUGUGAGUGAGUUUACACACAAAUUAUUAGAUUGGUUAGAAGAUGCCUUCCAAAUGAAAGCUGAAGAGGAGACGGAUGAAGAGAAGCCAAAGAACCCCAUGGUAGAGUUGUUCUAUGGCAGAUUCCUGGCUGUGGGAGUACUUGAAGGUAAAAAAUUUGAAAACACUGAAAUGUUUGGUCAGUACCCACUUCAGGUCAAUGGGUUCAAAGAUCUGCAUGAGUGCCUAGAAGCUGCAAUGAUUGAAGGAGAAAUUGAGUCUUUACAUUCAGAGAAUUCAGGAAAAUCAGGCCAAGAGCAUUGGUUUACUGAAUUACCACCUGUGUUAACAUUUGAAUUGUCAAGAUUUGAAUUUAAUCAGGCAUUGGGAAGACCAGAAAAAAUUCACAACAAAUUAGAAUUUCCCCAAGUUUUAUAUUUGGACAGAUACAUGCACAGAAACAGAGAAAUAACAAGAAUUAAGAGGGAAGAGAUCAAGAGACUGAAAGAUUACCUCACGGUAUUACAACAAAGGCUAGAAAGAUAUUUAAGCUAUGGUUCCGGUCCCAAACGAUUCCCCUUGGUAGAUGUUCUUCAGUAUGCAUUGGAAUUUGCCUCAAGUAAACCUGUUUGCACUUCUCCUGUUGACGAUAUUGACGCUAGUUCCCCACCUAGUGGUUCCAUACCAUCACAGACAUUACCAAGCACAACAGAACAACAGGGAGCCCUAUCUUCAGAACUGCCAAGCACAUCACCUUCAUCAGUUGCUGCCAUUUCAUCGAGAUCAGUAAUACACAAACCAUUUACUCAGUCCCGGAUACCUCCAGAUUUGCCCAUGCAUCCGGCACCAAGGCACAUAACGGAGGAAGAACUUUCUGUGCUGGAAAGUUGUUUACAUCGCUGGAGGACAGAAAUAGAAAAUGACACCAGAGAUUUGCAGGAAAGCAUAUCCAGAAUCCAUCGAACAAUUGAAUUAAUGUACUCUGACAAAUCUAUGAUACAAGUUCCUUAUCGAUUACAUGCCGUUUUAGUUCAUGAAGGCCAAGCUAAUGCUGGGCACUACUGGGCAUAUAUUUUUGAUCAUCGUGAAAGCAGAUGGAUGAAGUACAAUGAUAUUGCUGUGACAAAAUCAUCAUGGGAAGAGCUAGUGAGGGACUCUUUUGGUGGUUAUAGAAAUGCCAGUGCAUAUUGUUUAAUGUACAUAAAUGAUAAGGCACAGUUCCUAAUACAAGAGGAGUUUAGUAAAGAAACUGGGCAGCCCCUUGUUGGUAUAGAAACAUUACCACCGGAUUUGAGAGAUUUUGUUGAGGAAGACAACCAACGAUUUGAAAAAGAACUAGAAGAAUGGGAUGCACAACUUGCCCAGAAAGCUUUGCAGGAAAAGCUUUUAGCGUCUCAGAAAUUGAGAGAGUCAGAGACUUCUGUUACAACAGCACAAGCAGCAGGAGACCCAGAAUAUCUAGAGCAGCCAUCAAGAAGUGAUUUCUCAAAGCACUUGAAAGAAGAAACUAUUCGAAUAAUUACCAAGGCAUCACAUGAGCAUGAAGAUAAAAGUCCUGAAACAGUUUUGCAGUCGAUCAUGAUGACACCGAACAUGCAAGGUAUUAUCAUGGCGAUAGGUAAAUCCAGGAGUGUAUAUGACAGGUGUGGCCCUGAAGCAGGGUUCUUUAAGGCAAUUAAGUUGGAAUAUGCAAGGUUGGUUAAGUUGGCCCAAGAAGACACCCCACCAGAAACCGAUUAUCGUUUACAUCAUGUAGUGGUCUACUUUAUCCAGAACCAGGCACCAAAGAAAAUUAUUGAGAAAACAUUGCUAGAACAAUUUGGAGAUAGAAAUUUGAGUUUUGAUGAAAGGUGUCACAACAUAAUGAAAGUUGCUCAAGCCAAACUGGAAAUGAUAAAACCUGAAGAAGUAAACUUGGAGGAAUAUGAGGAGUGGCAUCAGGAUUAUAGGAAAUUCAGGGAAACAACUAUGUAUCUCAUAAUUGGGCUAGAAAAUUUUCAAAGAGAAAGUUAUAUAGAUUCCUUGCUGUUCCUCAUCUGUGCUUAUCAGAAUAACAAAGAACUCUUGUCUAAAGGCUUAUACAGAGGACAUGAUGAAGAAUUGAUAUCACAUUAUAGAAGAGAAUGUUUACUAAAAUUAAAUGAGCAAGCCGCAGAACUCUUCGAAUCUGGAGAGGAUCGAGAAGUAAACAAUGGUCUGAUUAUCAUGAAUGAGUUUAUUGUCCCGUUUUUGCCAUUAUUGCUGGUGGAUGAAAUGGAAGAAAAGGAUAUACUAGCUGUAGAAGAUAUGAGAAAUCGAUGGUGUUCCUACCUUGGUCAAGAAAUGGAACCACACCUCCAAGAAAAGCUGACAGAUUUUUUGCCAAAACUGCUUGAUUGUUCUAUGGAGAUUAAAAGUUUCCAUGAGCCACCGAAGUUACCUUCAUAUUCCACGCAUGAACUCUGUGAGCGAUUUGCCCGAAUCAUGUUGUCCCUCAGUCGAACUCCUGCUGAUGGAAGAUAAACUGCACACUUUCCCUGAACACACUGUAUAAACUCUUUUUAGUUCUUAACCCUUGCCUUCCUGUCACAGGGUUUGCUUGUUGCUGCUAUAGUUUUUAACUUUUUUUUAUUUUAAUAACUGCAAAAGACAAAAUGACUAUACAGACUUUAGUCAGACUGCAGACAAUAAAGCUGAAAAUCGCAUGGCGCUCAGACAUUUUAACCGGAACUGAUGUAUAAUCACAAAUCUAAUUGAUUUUAUUAUGGCAAAACUAUGCUUUUGCCACCUUCCUGUUACAGUAUUACUUUGCUUUUAUCUUUUCUUUCUCAACAGCUUUCCAUUCAGUCUGGAUCCUUCCAUGACUACAGCCAUUUAAGUGUUCAGCACUGUGUACAAUACGUAAUAUUUGGUAGCUUGUAAAUGAAAUAAAGAAUAAAGUUUUAUUUAUGGCUACCUA
Molecule: messenger RNA, 3859 nt
Organism: Gorilla gorilla gorilla (western lowland gorilla)
Lineage: Eukaryota; Metazoa; Chordata; Mammalia; Primates; Hominidae
Product: ubiquitin carboxyl-terminal hydrolase 25
Exons: 25
Coding region: 823-3423 (866 amino acids)
Biological process (GO): protein deubiquitination
Cellular component (GO): cytosol; nucleus
Molecular function (GO): SUMO binding; cysteine-type deubiquitinase activity
Source: RefSeq, a predicted model, not a curated record